Molecule: messenger RNA, 2102 nt
Organism: Microbotryum saponariae
Lineage: Eukaryota; Fungi; Basidiomycota; Microbotryomycetes; Microbotryales; Microbotryaceae
Source: the annotation of a GenBank genome assembly
AUGUCCUUGUUGUCGUCCUUCGACCGCGUGUAUCCUCCCUCCUCGUGUCUGCCAUUGACGGAGCUGCAGCUGCCAUCGGAGGCGCCGGAUCUCGACCACCACCUGACGCGCCUGCCCUUUUCCCCGCUGAGCGCCGCCGCGGCCACCUUUGGAUCACACGACUACCACUCGCUGCAGCACUCGACCCAGACCGAUCCCCAUCAGGCCAGCAACGCUUCGUCGCCCCCCUUCUCUGAUUCCUGCUCGGGAUACUCGUCGUCGUCGGCAUCGGACGCGUCAUCGUACGCGGAUUCGCCUCCUCGCUUCAGCUUUGACGACGCCGGCGCUGCUAUCGGGCCUGUUGGUGCCUUCUCGGCGUCCGCUCCGUCCGCCGCGGCCGUCCACGUCACCGCCAGCACCGCCCGCGCGCGCGGCCAAAUCCAAACCGCCCACGCUCACGCUCAGGCCCACCCCGGUCUCAGCUCGGCCGCCGGUAAAGCCGCUUCCGUGACGACGCCCAUCACCACCACCACCGACGGAUCGUCCUACUACUCGACCUACGACUCGGACUACUGCCCUUCGACGAGAUCGACCUCGCCCGCGUCGUCGUUCGUUCACGCCUCGCCCAAGCUGGAGCAACAAGCCUUCGCCGCCGCGAACGGGUUUGAUUCGCCGCAAGCCCGCCACGCGCAAAACGCUCAAGCCGAGUCGGAAUCGAGCUUUGCCUCCAUGAACCAGGUAUGUCUCUCUUUCUCUGCUCUUUCGAUCCCUUGUUGCAUUCACCCUGUCGUGUCCGAGGUGUAUUCGAUCGACGGCACGCUGGACGCACCAUCUACGGUCGAGAUAGGGGCGACAGAGGGGCUCCCGUGCCGAUCGCCGCGUCAUUUGGAGGGUUUGGCAUCAAGACGACAUCCCUCGAGACUGACCGCUUUUAUUUCUCCUUAUUUUUUCCCGUUCAUCCCGUUCAAUAGUCUGCCCCGAUGCCCUAUUAUACCGACGCUCAGCAGCAGCAGCUGCAACAAGGCGCGCCGAUGUACCAACAAGCCUCGGCUUCGCCCUUUGCCUACGCCAACUCGUCAUCCCCCGUAUACCUGCAGCAAACCCCCGCUCUUCAGCAACAUCAGCAGUACUACUACAACCAGACCAUUCAGCGUCAGCAGCAACAGCAGCAGCAAGCGCAACGCCAUAUGUACGCCCAGCAGCAACAAGCCCAGAUGUCGCACAUGCAACACCAGCACCAGCAACAACAACACCUGGUCCCGCAGCAGACCCCCGUUGCCGUUGCGCCCGCGUUCGAAACCGCUUCGGGCACCUACUACUUCGUCCCCUCCACAGCGAUCAUCCCCUCGGUCGCCCAGGCAGCCGAGCCUUGGUCCGCGAUGCCGGAGCAGAUCCAGCCUCGUCAGAUGAUGUCGCAAGCGCAGCAGCAACAACAGCAACACGAGGCCAUGCGACAAGCUCACCAGUUGCCUGCCCGUCAAAUCUCGCCUGUCGUAUCGGCCCCUGUCGCCUCGCUGGGUCGCGCCGACUCGCCAUUGGUCGCUCCCCUCGCUCGCGUUCCUGUCCACGACUACACGAUCUCGGGUUUGACCAAGGCCGCUUCGACUCUCUCGGCCUCAAGAAGUCAGUCCAACAGCCCUGUCGUGCACUCUGAAGUGGACGAGCUCUUGCCUACCCAAUCGGACGCCCCGCCUUCGCCCAAGGCCAAGACUGCCAAGGCGACGACGACGAAAGCAUCUUCCAAGACGCGCACUGCCAAGCGUGGUGGUCGCCGCGGCGCUUUCUACGGCGAAAGCACGGGCAAGUCGGAGACCAAGCGUUUCGUGUGCCCUUACGAGGACUGCGGCCGUGCGUUCUCGCGCAACUUCAACAUGCAGUCGCACCUCAAGUCGCACCUCAACAUCCGCGACUUCAAUUGCCCUUGCUGCCCAAAGAAGUUCUCGCGCCGCCACGACCGUGCUCGCCAUUGCGCCGCCGUUCACGAUAUGCACAACCUCGCCGACAAUAUCGAUCACCAGUCAACGAGCAAGAGCAGCCAACGUCGCUCAUCGCUCGCCAGCUCCGGCGACGACGAGUCCGAUGAGUUCGAGGACGACAAGGCCGACUCGACCUACCGUGGUUGA